GUCGGCCCUCGAGUGGACUGGCGUCUGGAACCCGCCCUAGAGCUGCGCCCCAAGCUGCAGCGCGCAUUCAGCUCGCCACCCAAGAGCAGCCGGGACGCGCUGUUGUCGCCAGAGAACGACCGCGGCGGGCUAGGGACCAGAGCCCCUUAGCUUCGCUCUGGGGAAGCUGAGUUGAGAUGGCAUUGAACUGUGAAUGGCUGACUAAUUUCUCACCAGAUCAGGAGGUGAAGUGAGAAUGAAGACCAACAGUUGAGCCUGCCACACCACGGUAUUCAUUUCUUCAACUAUAUUAACAUUUUAACAAAAAAAAAUGGAUUUUUUAAACGCAUCAGACCAAAACUUGACCUCUGAGGAACUGUUAAACCGAAUGCCAUCCAAAAUUCUGGUAUCCCUCACUCUGUCUGGGCUGGCAUUGAUGACAACCACCAUCAACUCCCUCGUGAUCGCUGCGAUCAUUGUGACUCGGAAGCUGCACCACCCAGCCAACUAUUUAAUUUGUUCCUUGGCAGUUACAGAUUUUCUUGUAGCUGUCCUGGUGAUGCCCUUCAGUAUUGUGUACAUUGUGAGAGAGAGCUGGAUUAUGGGACAAGUACUCUGUGACAUUUGGCUGAGUGUCGACAUCAUCUGUUGUACGUGUUCCAUCUUGCAUCUGUCGGCUAUAGCCUUGGAUAGGUACCGCGCCAUCACAGAUGCAGUUGAAUACGCCAGGAAGAGGACUCCCAGGCAUGCCGGCAUCAUGAUCACGAUCGUGUGGGUUAUAUCUGUGUUCAUCUCUAUGCCUCCUCUCUUCUGGAGGCACCAAGGAACUAGCCGUGAUGAUGAGUGUGUCAUCAAACAUGACCACAUUGUUUCCACAAUUUACUCCACGUUUGGAGCUUUCUACAUCCCGCUUGUAUUGAUAUUGAUCCUCUACUACAAAAUAUACAGAGCAGCAAGGACACUGUACCACAAGAGACAAGCGAGUCGGAUGAUAAAGGAGGAGCUGAACGGUCAAGUCUUCUUGGAGAGCGGUGAGAAGAGCAUUAAACUGGUCUCCACAUCCUACAUGUUAGAAAAAUCCUUGUCCGAUCCAUCAACGGACUUUGAUAGAAUUCACAGCACCGUGAAAAGUCCCAGAUCGGAACUGAAGCAUGAGAAAUCUUGGAGAAGACAGAAAAUCUCAGGCACCAGAGAACGCAAAGCAGCCACUACCCUGGGAUUGAUCUUGGGUGCAUUUGUAAUAUGUUGGCUGCCCUUUUUUGUAAAAGAAUUGGUUGUUAAUGUCUGUGAAAAAUGUAAAAUUUCUGAAGAAAUGUCAAACUUUUUGGCAUGGCUUGGUUACCUGAAUUCCCUUAUAAAUCCACUGAUUUAUACCAUCUUUAAUGAAGACUUCAAGAAAGCUUUCCAAAAACUUGUACGAUGCCGAUAUUAGGAUAAAAGAAACCUAAUUUUAAAGUGCGGAGGCUUUAUUUGUUGGGGGGAGGGGCAGGGAUAAUUAAAUGAAUGUAAAGUAAGAAAACAUUUAAAUUUUUAGAGAAAAUAUAUUAAAACUGCUAAAAUUAUAAGAGGAUAAAUUUAUUUUUAAUAGCACCAAGAAAAUAAGAUGUAUUCAUUUGGCCAUAAUUUUAAUGUUCUCAAGAUUAGGAAAUAAUUUAUGCAGCUCAGCUCGUAAUAUUUUGUCUAUGCAAUAUACCUAAGAAGCUAACUAGAAAUACAUAUAUAUAAUAAUUGAUAAUAUAUGCAUAUAUAUUAUCAAUUACAAUGCUUUCCAGGUUUAUAUGUUACAACAACUAGAGACAUUUUUAACUAGCAUCUUUCCACUGGUAAUUUCUGUCACCUCAUUGCUUAACCACUAUUUAUAGAAAAAUAUUCAAUGUAAUGCUACUAUUGCCCCUUCUCCAUCUUCUCCACUACAAAGGUGGAGAUAUAGCAACAGCAGCUCCUAUUUAGCCUUAGCAGAGAAGAUAUGAAGCUCAGCGGCUUUGAUAGUGUCCUCACAUUUGGACAGUAAAAAUAAUCAUCCAAUGAGCUAGAUAUGGGAAAUAUUUCAAUAUCCUGCAUUUUCUGCACAUUUGCAAUCUUUACUUAUUUUGAUAUCAAGUUCUAGAAUAAUAUUAUCUUAACCAUAUAUCUGUAUUUAAAAUCAAAGCCCCAAGGUUAGAGGAAAGGUUUAUUAUGCAAUUACUGUAUAAUUGUUAUAUACAUUGCCCCCUGUCUAGGAAUCAAGCUCUAAACACUAAGGACCUUAACUAACUCACUGUAAUUAACAUACUUCUAGUGUAAAUUUUAUUUUUCUCCACCAAUAUUAUUAGGUCCAGUUUUUAUAACUCAUCUCCAUAUCUUAAGAUCUGAACAUCAUUUCUUUUUUAUUACAGAGAAUAUAAUAAAAAACUUAAAACUUUGCUUUGACUUUAUAAAAAAAAGUUUUUCCUAUUAUAAUUAGGACACCUUUCACAAAUCAAGACCAUUUGAAAAACAACGUAUUUGAAAAACGACACAUACAUUUGAAAUGUAAAUAAAGAAAAUAUCU
Mus musculus (house mouse) is the source of this 2509-nucleotide messenger RNA. RefSeq names its product 5-hydroxytryptamine (serotonin) receptor 1F (gene Htr1f). Gene Ontology annotation, cellular component: plasma membrane; synapse; membrane. Gene Ontology annotation, molecular function: Gi/o-coupled serotonin receptor activity; G protein-coupled receptor activity; serotonin binding. Lineage: Eukaryota; Metazoa; Chordata; Mammalia; Rodentia; Muridae. The transcript is spliced from 3 exons. The record is from RefSeq and is marked validated. Gene Ontology annotation, biological process: adenylate cyclase-inhibiting G protein-coupled receptor signaling pathway; adenylate cyclase-inhibiting serotonin receptor signaling pathway; G protein-coupled receptor signaling pathway. Bases 311 to 1411 code for a protein of 366 amino acids.